This is a messenger RNA of Micromonas pusilla CCMP1545, 1251 nucleotides long. RefSeq lists its product as uncharacterized. The transcript has 2 exons. The record is from RefSeq and is a predicted model, not a curated record. NCBI's taxonomy places the organism in Eukaryota, Viridiplantae, Chlorophyta, Mamiellophyceae, Mamiellales, Mamiellaceae. The coding region runs from base 1 to 1251 and encodes 416 amino acids.
AUGGCGGCGUGGGGCGCGCUGCUCGAGGACGACGACGCGUCACCGACGACGACGGCGUCGGUCCUGACCGCGCUCGCGAGCGCGUCCGACCUCCGCGUCCCCGCGUCCGUCCUCCGCGGCGACGGAUGGGAAGACUCCGUCGCGUGCAGACGCCGGUACGUCGAAGAUCUCUACGCGCGCGAGCCGUCGAUACUCCUCGAGCGGCACGGCCACCUCGUCCCGCGGUCGCGCCUGCUCGCCGCGUUCGGGCACCUCGAGGGGAGCUCGUACGAGUGCGAUUUCCAUCUGAACAGACUCAAGGAGGGCGCGACGACGACGACGGGAGGAACGGGAACGGGAACGGGAACGACGACGGCGACGGCGCGCAACAGACGUCUGGCGCACAUGCGAUCCUCGCUCGAGCCCGCGGGGUACUUCCACGAGGACGCGCUGCGUCGCCGCGAGCCGCUGCUGUUCGAGACGUUCGUCGGCGCGCCCGCGCGCGCGGACUCAAACUCGAACUCGAAUUUGAAUUUGAAUUCGACGGCGACGGCGACGGCGACGGCGACGGACGGCGCGGGGGCGUCGCACGCCGUCUCGCUCGCGAUGCUCGAGCGCGAGGACGAGAGAGCCGCGGCGGCGCUGCUCUCGCGGCAGCGCGCGGCGUUGCGCGAGCGCGAGCGCGUCGAGGAUAUUGACGCGGAAGACGAACCGCCUCUGGAAGACGAACCGCCGCCGGCGGCGGCGACCGACGCCGCCUCGCGCCCCGGGGUCGUCGUGGAGGCGGUCGGUCCCGGGGGCCGCCGCGGCGCGAGCGGCCGCGCCACGGCGGAUCAGCUCCGACGCGCCGCCGUCGAGGGGUGGGCGCGAGGAAACGACGACGACGACGACGCGGACGCGAACCGUCGUCUCGGGGGAUGCGAACCGUCGUCUUGUGGAACCGGGACGACUCGAGAGAUCAACCGCUCGGCGAUCGCGUCCGUCGUCGCCGACCCGGAGCGCGACGCGAAGCUCGCGGCGUUCGCGCGGACGAUGCGCGAGCGGUACUUGGGCGCGUUUUUCACACUUCACACUGACGGAAUGGACCCCGGCGCGGACUACGCGGCGAUCGACGCCGAUCGGUCGUUGGACGAUUGGCACGCGCGCGAGGCGACGCAGGACGCGGAGGACGCGUACUUCGCGGAGGGAGACGGAUACGACGAAGGGGGUGCCGUGGGGGGUGCCGUGGAGGGUGCCGUGGAUAGCGAGGACGAUAGUUUCACUCGGUGUUGA